This is a messenger RNA of Coccidioides posadasii C735 delta SOWgp, 1556 nucleotides long. RefSeq lists its product as uncharacterized. The record is from RefSeq and is a predicted model, not a curated record. Gene Ontology annotation, biological process: regulation of DNA-templated transcription. Gene Ontology annotation, molecular function: zinc ion binding; sequence-specific DNA binding. NCBI's taxonomy places the organism in Eukaryota, Fungi, Ascomycota, Eurotiomycetes, Onygenales, Onygenaceae.
AUGGAGGAUUCAGCCAACAAGGUCAAUGCUAGCGGCGGCCACCCUUCCGCAGAGUCGCUCCCGUCAAUAGGGUUCCUGGAUUUGGGUAAGAGCAAUAGUGCCAGCCCACGUUCACAGGUCCACCGUCAACCCGUGGCAGCAAACGGUUCUCCGCCUGUGAGUCCGACAACGGGUGCAUAUCAGCCCGGUCGUCCCCAGCAUAAAUAUUCUUCCUCUCUUCAGAACUACUCUUCCAUAUCAGCCGGAUACCCCUACUCACCGAAUCGGCUCCCUGUGCGAGAUGCUGAAACGGACCAGCACCAGCACCCACCUCUCCCGCAAACGCACUCCAAUCAACGCCAGUCCUUACCGUCCAUCCAUGAAGCUCUAGGAAGCAAUUCACUCUCCUUCCAGCCACCAUCAUCAGCAACAACGGCAGCACCACAAACACAAUCCUUAGCUACGUCACAUGCCCCUCUCCCACCAGGUGUUGAGAGCACAAACGGCCCGCCCAAUCCUUUUGCUCACACUGCAUCCUCUGUGCCUUUCGCUCAGGAACCCUUUGCGAACCACCUCUCCGGAAAACCUGCGUCGAUAAGGUCAGAAGGACAAAGGUCCAGCGUGGCCUCAAUUCGGUCCCAAGAGUCAAGGAAUCCGUCAAUAAUGUCAUUAGGUUCAGGGAGAUCCCCAACCCAGAGCUCUAGGACGGCACAAUCCCAAGCUUCCGGCUGUGAUAUCCAGGGUGCAGGCCUCACAGGCUCGAUGCCUUCGCCAUCAGCAUAUGGAGCUUAUCCUCCGGGAUAUCAAUACCCUCCUAAUGGGUCGCAACCGCAUGUAGCACGGCCUCCAGCGCUUCAUGAGGUCAAAGGAAACUCAACGAUUGAACCCGGGAAGGCCGGUGCCAUCUCCAGAGCUCCUUCGGUUCCGUAUGGCGAGUCUGUAAAGCGCCAACUGGAUGUUUUUGAUUUGCAGGCUGCUUGGAACGAGGUUGGCGAUGCCAGUGCCAAAACCAUGGAUUUCUCGAGAAUCCACGCGACACGCAUGUACCAGUCGAAUAGAGCGGAUCAGACACUUCCGACGUUGGGCGAGAUUGAUGAUUUGCUUCAACUUCAACGCCGGAACCUGGAUGCCCUCGGAAGGAUUCGAAAUGCGGUACUGGAUCAGGAGCACGCCAUAGCGCAACAACGCGAGCGUAUGCGUAUGAUGCAGAGCGAGCGAGGCUACAACCAUGAUCGAUCUACCGGCUAUAGAGAAGAAUUCAAGGGCAGCGGUGGCUUUGCUGGCGGUGAUGCUAAGAAGCGUCGAGGGAAACCAGCUCCACCGGGCAAAUGUCACAGCUGCAACCGAUCCGAAACUCCCGAAUGGCGCAGGGGUCCCGACGGUGCUCGGACUCUCUGCAAUGCCUGCGGCCUGCACUUUGCCAAGCUCUCCCGAAAACUCGGCCCUGAGGCCGCUGCCCGCCUGAGAUCGCGCAACAUGGUUGAUCCGCGGACGCCUGCAGCACAACCGUGAUAUUUAUUAUAUUGCAUUCAUGAUGUAUUUUUGCUUUAUUUUUUGUUUCCCCUUUUUUCCCACUC